AACUGACCAACAUCAUCUUAACAAUUAUACUAUUACACAAUGUCAGAGGCAUUUGGUGAUGAAUAUUAUCCAGCCUUUGCUCCUUUCUUGGGAUUCGGUGGAUGUGCCGCCGCCAUGAUAUUAUCAUGUGCAGGUGCUGCCAUUGGAACAGCCAAGUCCGGGAUUGGUAUUGCUGGUAUUGGUACUUUUAAACCAGAACUUAUUAUGAAGUCAUUGAUCCCCGUGGUCAUGUCCGGUAUAUUGUCAGUGUACGGAUUAGUCGUGGCUGUUUUGAUUGCUGGUGGAUUGUCGCCAACCGAAAGAUAUUCCUUGUUUAAUGGAUUCAUGCAUUUAGCCUGUGGUUUAGCGGUUGGUUUCUCUUGUUUGGCUUCCGGCUAUGCAAUUGGGAUUGUUGGUGAUGAAGGGGUGAGACAAUUCAUGCACCAACCAAGAUUAUUUGUUGGUAUCGUCUUGAUUUUGAUUUUCGCUGAAGUUUUGGGAUUGUAUGGCAUGAUUAUUGCCUUAAUCUUGAACACCAAGGGAAGUGGUUAAUCUACCAAUCGUCUUUUCCACGCCGUGUAAACCACUACAUAUAGUUGUACUUACAAUAGAACUUUUUCUUUUUUUUUUAUAUAUAUAUAUAAAAAUACACAUAAACAUUCUAAUCAGUUU
Molecule: messenger RNA, 651 nt
Organism: Spathaspora passalidarum NRRL Y-27907
Lineage: Eukaryota; Fungi; Ascomycota; Pichiomycetes; Serinales; Debaryomycetaceae
Gene: VMA11
Product: H(+)-transporting V0 sector ATPase subunit c'
Exons: 1
Coding region: 40-531 (163 amino acids)
Biological process (GO): proton transmembrane transport
Cellular component (GO): proton-transporting V-type ATPase, V0 domain
Molecular function (GO): proton-transporting ATPase activity, rotational mechanism
Source: RefSeq, a predicted model, not a curated record